Messenger RNA from Emiliania huxleyi CCMP1516, 1272 nucleotides. RefSeq lists its product as hypothetical. The coding region runs from base 1 to 1272 and encodes 423 amino acids. The record is from RefSeq and is a predicted model, not a curated record. The transcript is spliced from 4 exons. NCBI's taxonomy places the organism in Eukaryota, Haptophyta, Isochrysidales, Noelaerhabdaceae.
AUGGCGCCCUGUCCGAACUGCGCCCGCCGCGCGAUACCGGACACGGUGUUGCUCGGCCUGCCAAAAGCCGGCACGACCAGCCUGCACGCGUGUCUCACCGACCCUCGCCGCUUCGUCGACAACGUGUGCUGCCGCGGCGAACGCAACAAGGAGCCGCGCAUCUUCUUCCCGCUGCUGGACGACUUUUCCGUCCGCUCGUGGCCGCGGCAGCGAGGCGACUACGACCGGGUGCUCGACUUCACGCCAAACUACCUUGCGUGGGCGUUCCAGACGCUACCGAUCGUGCAUUCGGUGUACGGAGGCGGAGGCCGCCCGCUCCACCUCGUGCUUGUUCUUCGCGACCCGGUCGAUCGCGCCUUCUCCGAGUACUGCAUGUUUGCACGCGACUCGUCCUCGGCUCGUCGCGCCGGCCUCUCCAACCUCCGCCGCUUCUGCGUGACGCCGAUGGAGUCCUCCUGCCCGCCGCCGUUCAGCGGCGUCUGCAUGGACGACGUGGGCUGGCUGCGGCGGGGGGCAGGAGUCUUGCGAGGGAGGGGGGCAGCAGGGGGGGCAGGGGCACGCCCAGGCCUUUUCCAUCUGGGCCUCCUUCCGUCACGCCCAGGCCUCUUCCACAAGGAGUUUCGCGCCGCGGCGGCCGCCAUCGGCGCGGCCUUCCCUGGCACGCUGACGGCGGAGGGCGAGGUGAACCGGAGCGCGCUUGCGUGGCUCGUGUGGCCGGGCGGGCGGGAGAGGCCCGAGGCGGCGGUGGUGGAGAGGCUGGCGGCGCUGGUGAUGCCUUGGAAGGACCGUGCGUGCCAGCGCGGCUGGGGGCAGGACACGCAGCACGACAACGCCACCUUUACAGAGGUGAUCACCGCCGAGCUGAGGCGGAUGGAGGAGUGCGCGCCGCCGCCGCAGCGUGCGCUCACGAUGGACGCCCCGGCGCUCGAGGGUGUGGUGCGGCGCUGCUUCUCGCUUCGCCGCUUCCAGUAUGCGGCGGAGAGCGUGCCGGUGUACCAGCUCGCGCUCUACUUGCGCCGCCUCCCCCCCUCGCCGUCGGUCCGCUGGACAGUGCUGCGGUACGAGGCCCUCUACGCGAGCGGCACGCCCGCCGACUGCACGCCGGAGAGGAUGGCGCACAGGAAGCAGUACCGCAACAGAGCGGUGUCGCCCUCGUAUGAUCGGCCCCGCCUCGACCGCGCCUUCGCCCCGUGGUACGACGCGCUCCUCCAGCUGGCGGCGCGCGCGGGCGGCAACGCCACCGCGGCUGUCUUGCGAGAGCAGCUAUCAUAA